AUGGAGACGAGGGCGAGCCGACGCAGCGGCGCUGUGGCUGCAGCGGCCGAAGCCGAGUGGACGGCCAUGCUGGCGGAGCUGGCCGAGUGGAAGGAAGAGAACGGGGGCAGCAUGGCCUCGCUAACAGACGAAGAUGGAGGAAGCAAGAAAAGGGGCAGCAAGAAGCCAAAAAUCUCGAAAUUGGGGAGAUGGGUGGCCGAGAUGAGGAAAGAGAAGAAGGAAGGCAGGCUGUCGAAGGACAAGGAGGACAAGCUCAACGAGAUCGGCUUCGAGUGGGGCGGAGGAGAGGAAGGAGAGACGAUGGACGCCAGCAAGAUUGCGACAGCAGAGGGAGAAUCUUCGACCGAUAACGUUGCUGAUGGAGAAGGAGAGGCCAAAAAUCAGAAGAAGCGACGACGCAAUCCAUCGCGGAAUGCAAAGAAACUGCACAACGACUUCAUCGAGGAGGCAUUCUUUCAAGGAGAGCUCACGCAAGAGGGUGGCGAUACGGCGAAAUCGCGAGGAGACGCGGAUGGGGCGAAGAGGAAGGCGAAGAAGAGGAAGGUCGGCGAUCAGCAAUGGGAGCAGAAAUUCGAAGAGCUCGUUCGAUUCAAGGCGCAGUACGGCCAUUUCCGCAUUCCGGUGAAAGAGAUGCCGCUACUUAAGUACUGGGCGCAGAACCAGAAGAUCACCUAUCGCAAGGGCAAGCUGUCCGAGGAGCGACGGGUCCGCCUCGAAUCGGUUGGAUUCCACUGGGGAAAGCAGCGCAAGGGCGACACACCACAGAAGGGGAGCGAUCGACAAGCCGUCGCGGCCAAGACGCCAUCUGCAGCUCACGGGCGGCUGACGUCGGCGAGCGGCGCCAAGGUGGGAGGCGAGGCGGAGGGCGACGGCAGCAGCGGCGACGAGGACGAGGAGUACGAGGACGAGGACGAAGAGCAGCAGGAGGUCGCCACGACCGACACGUCGGCUGCAUCGAGCAAGAAGAAGGCUGCCAAGGAAGGCAACGUCACCACUUCCUCUUCUUCCUCUUCCGCUUCACCUUCGUCAACAGCCACCACACCCAGCAACGGUGCCAGCAACGCUGCUGCGCGCGGCGCGGCCAACCCGUCGCCGAUGUACGGCCAGCCCAAGCCGAGCAUUCUCACAACAGUCGCCACACACAGCAACCCGUCCUACAUCCAUCCACCCACCACAUCGCAGUUCGGCAGCGGCAAGGACCACCGGAUGACGGCCGUGGUCGCGGGCAGCAACAUGAACGGCCCCGCCGCCCCGAUGGUGGAUCGAUUCCUCACGGUGCGAGAGGCGAGGGAGUACAUUUUUUCGCGCAUCGAAGUGCUCGAGCGACGACAGGAGGAGACGCACCGACACAUGCUCGAGCUGCGGCAGGCGUUCAAGGGCAUGGAGCGAUUCAUCAUGCAGCACUUUGCCCGAGAGCGCGAGAUGGCCGAGCGGACGCGGAGCAUGUGGGCCCCCGCCGCGCAGCCGCUCUACGGCCACGAGACGCAGCCACCAUCGAUGGCCGCCGGCAUCGGCGGCCAGGGGUACUCGGCCUACCCCACAGGCGGGCCCGUAGCCGCGGGCUACCCCUACUAUCCGCAGCAGGCGCAGCCACACCCCCAGCAGCAACCGCCGAUCGACCCGACGAAGGAGCGCGAGCGGAUGGUCAAUGCUGGCUACCUGCCGCCGCAGCAGCACCAGCCACACACGGCCCCCUAUCCAUACUCCUACCCUCCUCCCGCCGGCGCGCCAUCUCCGCCGGUGGGCGUUUCAUCCCAGAACAUGCACGGCGCGCCGCACAUGUCGCCCGCGCUCGGACCGAGUGGAGCCUACACCGGCGUACUCCCGCACAGCGCGCACAACCCCUACCAGAGCCUGUCGCCGCACGCCGGCCAUCCGCAGGCCCGCUCGCAGCAGCCGCACCACCACGCCCUGCCCCCGCACCACCCCACCUCCACCUCCGCAUCGACCAUGCCCGCCUCGCACCAGCCCGGCUUCUACCCACCGCCGCACCGGGCGUCGCCCGUCAUCGGCUCGCCCAUGCCGGGCGGCUGCUCGCCCGAGGCCGUGCAGACGCCCGAGGCCCACGGCCUGCACUUCCCGCGCACCCCGAACGCGCCGUCGGUCACCUCCGUCACGCCCAUCCCGCCCUCCAUCGUCCACCAGUACCCGCCGCCCGAGGAGGUGGCCCCGACACUCAGCCCGCCGCGGCCGCGCCUGGGCGACUUCACCCUCUCCGGCCUCGACCCCGUCGGCGCCGCCUUCCCCUUUCUCGACGAGAACGACGAAGACGACGGCAGCGGUGGUGGCGGCGGCGGCACGAGUGCGGUCUCGGGCGCGGCGUUGUCGCGGCUGGACCACCUGCGGCACCACCACGCGGCGGGCGAGGAGGACGGCGGUGCGACGGAGACCGACGAGAAUGGCGAGGAACUGCUCAAGCAGCUCGACACGUUCUGCUGA
This is a messenger RNA of Acanthamoeba castellanii str. Neff, 2439 nucleotides long. RefSeq names its product helicase associated domain containing protein. NCBI's taxonomy places the organism in Eukaryota, Discosea, Longamoebia, Acanthamoebidae. Bases 1 to 2439 code for a protein of 812 amino acids. The transcript has 3 exons. The record is from RefSeq and is a predicted model, not a curated record.